GUCCUAAAUCAAUCAAACAAAAAAAUGACAGCUCUAAACUAAUUUGUGAUGAAAUUGUUUUCAAAGUGAUUUUCAUGUAAUCAGCCAGAUAACAAUCCUGUAAACAAUGGAGGCGGUGCCCAAGUUGCCGUUGUUGAGUUUCGAGCUUAAAGUGAGUCCGGAGACCACACACUUUGGGCCAAAACUUAAGCAGUACAUUGCGGACGCAUACAGGGAAGACCCUGAGAGCUAUAGCAAUGAGAUGCAUCAGCUGGAAAGCCUGCGGUCGUCCGCCGUGAGGCCUUCUAUUGACGCAGCAGGUCUGGGCGCGCUAUACAGAUAUUUCUGCCAACUCAGAGCCAUCCAGAGCAGGUUUCCGAUGGCUAAAGGACAACCAGCAGCUUGUACAUUUGCCUGGAAAGACCUUUAUGCAAACAUGAGCAGUCCCCUAGCAGAUAUUCGUUUUGAAAUGGCCUGUAUCUUACACAACAUUGGGGCUCUGCACACCCAGCUUGGGGCUUCAGAGCCUCGCACAUCUCCAGAAAGUCUAAAAGCAGCAUGUACUCACUUCCAAAAUGCGGCAUGGGCUUUCCAACUGGUGAAGGAACAGUAUCCACAGCCAACAGGGAUAGAUGUGUCACCGGAAAUGAUGACAUUGCUGCAAGAGAUCUGCUUUGCUCAAGCGCAAGAGUGCAUACUUGAAAAGAGUAUUCAGGACACUAGGAAACCUAGUGUUAUAGGUGCUGUGGCAACCCAGGUGAUGUUUUUCUACCGCAACUGCCUGAACCACCUCGGAGCAUCAACUGGCUCUGAAAAUGUCCAUGAAAUAAUUGGUGGCAAGCUCUACAACUUCUGGCAUCGGUUCCUGUCGUUCAAAUCAUCUUAUAUUGGCUGUAUUGUGUGCUUAUAUCAAGGAAUGAAUGCUGAAGAACAACAGAAGAUGGGCGAACGCGUAGCCUUCUACCAGCUCGCCGUGGACAAGCUAACCGAAGCCCAGAAGCUCGCCAAAUACGUAGAACCCGUCCAGGUCACGAAGGAAGCCCUCACAUUCACCAACGACGUGGUGGAGGGCAAGAGGAAAGCGGCAAAGAAUGAGAAUGAGUUUAUAUACCACGAGGAAGUGCCAGACAAGGAUUUGCUUAUGGAUAUGAAGCCGGUGUGCUUAGUUAAGGCUUUGCCGGUCAAUUUGAAUGAUCCUGAGGUGUCAGGUCCAGAUAUAUUCUCGCGCCUGAUCCCAAUGGGCGCUCACGAGGCUUCCUCUGUCUACUCAGAAGAAAAGGCCAAGUUGCUACGUCAAGUGGUCGGCCAAGUUGAAGCCAAGAACACUGAGCUUACUGAGUUCAUGUCAUCACUGCAGCUUGAUCAGUUGGAGGUGCUGGAUUCCGAUCAAAAGAUACCUCAAGAGAUAGUGGACAGAUGUGCAGCCAUGAACGCCAAGACCGAGGUCAUACAAACGUUGGUUGAUUCCAUGAACAAUCUCGCUGAGAUCAUCAGCGACGUCGAGAACUCGCUCGCAGAAAUCAAGACUCUCAUCCAGGAAGAAACAAUGAAAGAAAAAGAAUUCCAAAAAGUCAUGGGACCACGCCCACCCUCCAUAGUACAAACCGAACUAUCAAGAGAGUUCCACAAAUACCAGGAGGCCCAUGCGAGAACUAACGAGUCUAACCAAGUGCUGCAUAAAGCUAUGACGCUGCAUAUAGCUAAUCUGAGGCAGUUGGCGGUGCCAUUAGAUGUGCUGCAGAGUAGGAUUCCUACUAUCGACAAUAUUGAGGGCCUAGACCGCGAAGCUAUGGCCGAAAUGCGUCGCGUGGUCGGCAAAGCGCGCCACAUGCAGGCCCAGCGCGACCAGCUGGUGAGCGCGCUGCGCGCCGCCGUGGCCGCCGACGACGUCACGGCGGCGCUGCUGGCGCGCGCCGCCGAGCCCAGGGACCAGCUGUUCGGGCAGGAGCUCGCCAAGCAUGACGCUCAGGUGAAAAUAAUAGAAACUAACCUCGCGGCCCAAGAGAAUAUCAUCAAUCGACUAACUUCUCUAUACGCUUCGUACGGAGAGUCAAGACGUAUGCUAUCGGACUUGCUGAGGAAGCGAGAGAGCAUCAUCAACGCCCUCAUAACCUCCUACGACACGUACGGAGAGCUCCUCGGCAAGUGUCAGAAGGGUCUGGAGUUCUACAAGAAGUUGAGCCACAACGUCAACCAACUGCUCACGAGGCUGCGAGGAACAUGCCAAGUUCAAGAGGAGGAGAGAGAAUCACUGCUUGCGAAGAACAGUAAGGGUAGUAAAGCGGCGACCCCGGUACCGUCUUCACCGGCAAGAAUGGACAGAGCUGACAGCGUUGAGCCUCGAAGCGAGGGUUCCGGUCUCAAACUGAAGGAUUAUUUGCCUUAUAUGAAGAAGAGACAACUGCCCAAGACUCCUCAAGGAACAGGUCAACCAGAUACGUUACCACCAGAAGCAUACUACCCGGAGUCGAUAUACCCGACAUCCGUGAGACCAGCUCCUGUUGGAUCAGAAGCAACCGACCCAACCCAAAUGCAACUGCCAGACGGUGUGGUCAUGCCUCAAAUGAUGCCGAAUCAGUACGCCCGCUACGGCACACCCUACACCCAAGAACCCGAACCAUACUCCACACCCUCAAAUUACUCCUACCCUACCAAAGGCUACGAAAAACCCGAGGAAAACCCUUAUUAUUCAGCCUACACCCCUCCUCAAUUCUCCCACCAAAUGACUAACCCACAAACAUAUGCUAACCCUUACUAUUCUGGCUCUCAAGACAGCGGGACUAUAAUAACCGAUUCACAAAGUAACUCUUACACUAUGCACAGCCAAGCCAAUGCUAACAUGCCUACUAAUAGCCAAAGCGUGCCAAGUAGUGUACCAAGCAAUAGCCAAACUAACGCACCAUACAUUUACGAUAUGUACGGGCAAAAUCAAAUAGCACCAAUCCCUGAAAAUCCAUCAAUGAAUUAUUCUGGACAAGAUUUGAGCGCUAACUUCUCACAAAUGCAAGUAUCAGCGCCUAAAGAUUACCAACCGCCGAAUUUCGGUAACGAUUAUUCUCAAACAUAUUAUAGCGUGAACUACCCUCAAGCAGCGACGCCCAAUAUGGCGACAUAUAGUAACGCUGAACAGAAUAACUCAAACACUAAUUCCACGCAAAGUACUGAUUUUAAUACUCUAAAUUAUCCAUACAGCGAUGUGCCAUAUGCUCCUAAUUCUGCGUCAACGUACGCACCCAAUUCUGCCGUUUCAACAUACGCACCCAAUUCUGCUGUUUCAACGUACGCACCCAAUCCGGGUUCCACGUUCGCACCCAAUUCUACGGCUACUUCGUACGCACCUGCCUCCGUUGCUUCGUAUGCUCCUAGCCCUGCGACUUCUACGUACGCUCCUAAUUCUGCUGCUUCCAAUUACGCACCAAAUUCUACGGGCUCUACUUACGCCCCUAACUCUGCUCCUAACGUUUCUGCAUACAGUUCAGAGCAAUAUAACUUCACAACAGGCUACGACGCAUCAUCACAAAGCUACCCAGUAUACACGAACGCCGACACCACAUCUUAUUCCACCACCACAGUCACAAAUAUCCCUGUAUCCAUCGAGUCUACAUACAAUCCUCCCGAACCAAACCCAGUACUAUCCCAAAUAGACGCUUUCGACCAACCAAUCAAGUCCCAUGUCACCGGCGAAGCGUUGAACUAUCCUAACUACCAAACUUACGAGCCUAGCUACACCCCAACCCCUAACCCAGAGACAACACCCACUUCAAACUUCUACCAAGACCCAGCGAACGUGAACUACGCACAUACCUACCAAAACCAUCCGGGUUAUAACUUCAAUCCAGGCACAGGAGGUUACGACUACAACUACGGCUCGCAGAAUUCUUAUGCCAGCUACGUGCAACCGAAUAUAGAACCUCAGUCAAACCCUAAAGAUCCAAAUUGGAACGCGCAAGGGGUCUACACGAGCGCUGGGGCGUGUGAAACUGUUCAAUCCCCUUCAGAGACGCCUCAAACGCCGCAGCAAAGCGAUAAUCAGACUUAUUACAAUACGCCGUACGGAUAUAUUACUAAUACUAAUCAGUCACAAAAGGUGGUGUCGAAUCCUGAAGUAACGACCACGAAUUAUGGUGCCAAUGUGAAUCAGUCGACUUAUAUGCAGUCUGGGGAACAGUACAACACUAAUGUCACCUUUAGUAAUAACAAAGUAACGACACCCAAGGAAGAAAAAGAGCAGCCAACUUUUGAGGUAAAACCAGAGCCGAUCCAAAGUCCACCAGAACAAGAAAUUCAGGAACCUACACCAAUAAAAGAAGAACCUGAAACGGCCCCUGAGCCCUCCGUUUUCGACUUAUUAUCAGACAUAGAUUUCUCAGUUGAACAAAAACCACUAAUGCCUCAAAUAAAAGUACCACAAAUAUCAGAAAGCGCAAUCAAAAAGCCUUUACCAGCGCCUAAAGUUGAACCAACCCCCAAGCCAGUGCCAAAGGAAGAAGUGAUACAACGGCCAGCCAAAAGAGACCUGUUUUCGGAUCCUAGUUUGCUGAAUAGUUUUACGCAGGAGGUGAAGAAUUUGCAGACCUUGGUCGACUCGUUGACGAAUAAAGCGCCAGGUGGAUUGACGCUUUUGGACUCUAAAUGGAAGUCGUUCCAGGAUAUACAAAGUAAAGAAAACAUGACGCGAUCGAAGAACAUCGCGAAGCAACACAAGAGUGGCAAUAUUGCGCCCUACGACGACUCGCGACUGACGCUCAGGAGUGACGCGAACGCGUACAUCAACGCUUCUUAUUAUAAGCAACUGGCUCCCUGGUGCAUUCCCCUGGUGAUAUCCGCGAUGCCAGAAGAGAGGAAUUACAGUGUUUUCUGGAAGGCGGUGUUGGAAAACAAAAUCACUUCCGUCGUUUGCUUGCUGAGCGAAAUUGAGAUGCAAGGCAAAUUCUACUGGCCAACGGCGAAGGGCCAGUCCUUAGACCUCCCCGGAGUUAAGGUGGUGCUCGAUGACGUCACAUGCACUGUACAUUGGACUGAACGGAAACUUACAGUGGCUCACGGGACUACUGUGCAUAAAGUGAAUCAUUAUCAGAUCAGCGUAUUCCCUGCCAAAAUCGUCUGCUCCCCUCUAAUCCUCCUCGUGGACAAGAUCCUAUCGGAAACCUUCGAGAACCGUCUCAGUAAUCAACUCAGUGGCGCCUGGCUUCAAUGCGGUACGGGCGGCGGGCGGAGCGCGUUACUGGCGCUGAUUAUAGCGCUCGUGUGCCAAGUGCGAGCGGGACAGCCGCAGCUGUGCGAAACUCUGGACUCAGCGUGUGCGAACCUCUACAAGCACCGAACCGAUGUGUUGGAGGACACCAAGUUCCUCGCCGACGCGUACAGGACGGCGCUGUUCUACGUGCAAGGGGUCCUUUGUUCUGGUACCACAUCAUUCAACGGCGAAGCCAUCUCCGUCCCGAGCGGGGCGUCCGUGUUGCCCCCCGUCACGCCGGGCCCCGCCCCCGCCCCCGCCCCCGCCGGCUCCCAGAGAACCAAGUUCUCCCGAGAAUCCUUCGAGGAGAUGAAACAGUCGCCCGGCCUUAAGAGCGGAGACAUGAAGGACCCGCUCAACUUUCUCGAUCCACUGUGGAGCUUGAAGAAAAAAUAAAUCGAUUUUAGACUUUGUUGUGUUAUAGUAAGGUUCGUUUUAGCUGAAACAUCCCCAACGAAACGGCGGACGAUCUACAUAGGCUAAUGUCGAUAAAUUAAUAUUGGUGGGUUUUUGAAGCAGAGAAAAACCUCAACAAAAAACAGAACAAUCAAUAGAUCCUAUUUUGCCGCUAAUAAGUUAAAUUAUUUGAAAUCAUUUCGCGUUUUAUAGUAAAUGAGAUAUCCCUCAAUUUUCGACCCAUAAAUGAAGAAAUAUAGACUGUGUUCGAAUUUCGACUCUACUGCGGUACGGUAAGGUUGCUUUUUGAAUGUGAUAAAUUAGUGGAUAUAGUGAUAGGUAUAUUUACAUUUUCUUUUAAAUUAUUAAAUCGUAGCCUUAGUUUACUUAUUCGAUUAUAAUUUUUGCAUAUUGAUAGAACUACCUUACUUAGUAGCAAAUAUGACAUUGAUUGAGUAAGAUGUGUAUAAUCUAAGACAAUUUCGUGCUUCGAAUUUAACAGGUAAACGAGAUAGAUGGCGCUGUACAGCUCCAAACAUUUUGCGGAAACUCUGUCAAAAGUUGACGUUUGACAAUUCAGUGACCGCAAAACAUGUUUUGGAUGUCAAACUAAGGGGCACGUUUUUUUCUUAGACUUUACCUCUCUAAUACAGUCAAUUAUCUUUGCUUAAUAGUUACUUUCACUAAUGUACGUUGUUAUAGGUAAUGCAUAAGAAGAGGCGAAUGGAAAUAAAGAUGAACAAUGUGAAAAUCAGAUUACAAAAAAAUACUUUCCCAUACAAAAUAUCAACAUCAGACCAGCUAAAAUGUAUGAAACAGCCAAUUUACGAUUUCUGGGUUGGUCCCAUAGUAAAAAUUGCUCAGUAUGACCUAUAUUUUCACCCCGUAAAUUAAUGCAGGUGACUAAAAACAUAUAUAUACUUUUUGGUUUUCACUCUUACGAUACGGAUACAACCCAUGAGGCAAAUCUACUGUACUGUACCUAUUGUAAAAAGUCGGUGUACAUUUUUAUAUUUGUCCCAUUUUCCUCAGUUACUAUUACCCUGGCAAAUAGAUGUUCAGAAAUAUAUUUCAAAGCAAUUAAAUUAUACACUUAUAUUAUCAUCAACAUUAUUUAAAUGAUUAGCGGUUUCUAGAAUUUCUAGACCAAUAUUAAACAAGAAACUAAAGUAUUUUAUAAUUUAAGUAUGCAAUGGUAAGUUGAGUGUAAUUGUUUGUAUCCAAAUCAAUUAUGUAAGGCUCUGGUUUAAAAUUAAUUUCCAAAACAUGUUUAAAGCAAUUUAUGUAAUUAAAGGUUUCAUUGUUUAAUGGUACCUUUUAAAUGUUUCGUCACACCUAAAACCUGAAGAAAGAAGACAAACAAAUUCAAAAAUCCAAAAAGAUAUCGAAGGAGGUGCAUUUAAAAACCACGCAUUUGUUUUGAUUUUUAAUAUACUAAGCUAAGGUGACGUAGGACUAUCACCGGGGCAAGGCAAACACUUGUAUGGAAUCAUCAUUCUGUUUGUCUUGCCCCGAGCAAAAUAAACUAUGUUCGUCCUACGAAAAGAUAAUUGAAAUAGAGGUAUAGUCAAAGAAAACUUUGUUGCCACAAUAAAUUUACUGCUAUAUUUCGAAAAAUUAUUAAAACUUUUAGAACGCCAUUUGACUUUGAUCCUUAUUCUUUCACUGAUAUGUGUUAAAAUUAAAUGUCAAAAAGUGGGGCCAUCUAAUAGAUCAAAGGAAGAAAAGUAGGACAUCGUUUCGAGCAAUGGCGCCAUAACCUUUAGGUUGUGUCCGUUAAGAUGGCGCCAAUUUUAGACACAUAUCAGUGAAAUAAUAAGGAUCAAAGUCAAAUGGCGUUCUAAAAGUUUUAAUCACGUGUCGAGAGAUGGCAGUAAUUUUACGUGGCUACAAAGUUUUCUUUGACAAUACACCUUUGACAUUCUCUUUGGUCUUUUCCCACCUUACCUUACUCAAAAGAAAAUAGGGGCCACUUAGAAUUAUGAUCAUUACAGGGAAACUAAUUUCAUGUUCAUUGAAAUUUGUGAAAAAUGUUUAUUGAAGGCUGAUAGAAAUAAUAAAAAUUAAAUAAGUAGUCAAUUACUUAUUUAAUUUUAUCAGCCUUAAUAAUAACUAAAGCAUUGUUUUAGUUAUUCAAAAAUACAGAAUAUUUAGUGAAAAAUACAGGCUGUGUAAAAUGUAAAAAAGGUGGGGAAUUUGCUAUCGUUUCCGGCCACCAAAAAAUCUAGGCCCACGGAUUUUAAAAAUUAAUAUUGAAAAGUAAUAAAGAUUUACAUUACAUAUAACAAUAAAAAUAUAGGCCUUACCACUUCCAUUUUUUUUUAUUAAAGUUGAAACAGGUAAGUUCUUAAGGACUUACCAAAAUUAAUUUUAAAAAGACGAAAAAAUCUGUGGGUACAAUAUUUUUGGAGGUCUGGGUUAACGAUCUAACCUAUCUGACAUUUAAAUUUGGCAAAAAGGCACCAAUCAUCCUGUUUUCACGUUGUGCUUUUCACGUAACGUUAAAAAUCUUCGUGACCCCUAUUUUCUUUGAGCAGUAUAUUUUUAGUUACAAGUAAUUACAAGUCGGUUGCUAAUUAACGAUACCUAUGUUAUUAAAAGAAGCUUUAUUGUAAGGCUUAUAAUUUAUGAAUGAUUCAGCUUAGUUUAGUGACUUAUAUUUAAUAGAUUAUAUAUUAUGAUCAUUGAUCAAUGUAGAUAAUAUCUCUGAACAAUAAAAAAGUUAUAAAGUUAAAUGUACAAUUCUGGUGAAAUAAUGGACUUAUCGAAAUUUUUACCAUAAUAUUACUAGUUUACAAUGUACCUAUUGUUCAUACAUAUGUAAUGUUUUAAUAGUUCAUUCAAUUAAAUGUAUGACUGAA
This is a messenger RNA of Cydia pomonella (codling moth), 8472 nucleotides long. It is a transcript of the gene mop, whose product is annotated as tyrosine-protein phosphatase non-receptor type 23. The transcript has 21 exons. Gene Ontology annotation, cellular component: endosome. Lineage: Eukaryota; Metazoa; Arthropoda; Insecta; Lepidoptera; Tortricidae. Bases 107 to 5611 code for a protein of 1834 amino acids. Gene Ontology annotation, biological process: early endosome to late endosome transport; endocytic recycling; protein dephosphorylation. The record is from RefSeq and is a predicted model, not a curated record. Gene Ontology annotation, molecular function: protein binding; protein tyrosine phosphatase activity.